Oncorhynchus tshawytscha (Chinook salmon) is the source of this 2040-nucleotide messenger RNA. RefSeq names its product artemin-like. Gene Ontology annotation, molecular function: growth factor activity; receptor tyrosine kinase binding; glial cell-derived neurotrophic factor receptor binding. The record is from RefSeq and is a predicted model, not a curated record. Lineage: Eukaryota; Metazoa; Chordata; Actinopteri; Salmoniformes; Salmonidae. The transcript is spliced from 4 exons. The coding region runs from base 188 to 1066 and encodes 292 amino acids.
UGGAGAGGAGAAGAGAAAGGCUUGGCCGCAUAGAGGGAGGCGCCUUUCGCGCUCUCCUGAAACCAAAGCCUUUGAAUUGUUUUUUUUUUGUUCACUUCAGGCAAAGAGGAGAUAACCUGAAAAGUUGGACGCUUGAAAAUGAUGUGCAUUUAAAGGACAUCAUUGAGUGGAUUUUCACCGCCAAGACAUGCUCCACAGCCGACCAGGAGCACGCUGGGGGAAAGGGUCUGACCUCUCCGGCGUGCGCUCAGACUGGACUUAUACGCAUGGGAUAAUCGGUGGAACAAGAUGGAGGACGAGGAGGAGAGACAGACCCGGGGUUACCGCAAUGCCGUCAGCAGGCGCCCCUUACCACCUGAGUAACUGGAAGGUGGUGCUGUGGGUGGUGGUCUCUUUGCUGCCCCUGGUGGAGGGGGCCCGUAUGGGCACUGGUUUGGGGGCAGACUCUGUCCAGGCUUUGGGAUGGGUGGGAGGGAUGUGGGAGAGGCAGCUCCCAGACACUCUACCUGAGGUGGAUGAGCAACAAGAGGGGGAGAGUGACCCGUACUCCCCCUGGCAUGGCCUCUCCGACCCCUCUGUGAUGGACGAAGAGGAUGACCACCCCAGUGGCCGGUGGGUGGGCCGUUCUCCCCGCAACUCUGACCCCUCAGACGCCGAACCAACAGGAUUGGCCAAGAAAAAGAAGAAGAGGAGGAAGAAAGAGAAAGAGAGGGACAGAAAGGGCAAAGGAAAGGGAAAGGGCAGGCAGCCCCAGCAGAGCAGCCCAGACUGCAGGGUGGAGAAACGAGAGAUGCGGGUGCGGGACUUGGGCCUGGGCUUCGACUCAGACGAGAUCAUCCUCUUCAAGUUUUGCGUGGGCUCCUGCCAGUCGUCCAGGACCAACUACGACCUGGCUCUAUGGUCCCUGAUGGAGAACGGGUCCCUGCCGCGGAGGACCUCCCGGCGGGUCAGUGCCCACCCCUGCUGCCGGCCUGACCGCUACGAGCCAGUGUCCUUCAUGGACGCCCACACCACGUGGCAGACCAUCCAGUCACUGUCGGCGGCCAGCUGCAUGUGUAUGGGCUGAGGGAGCCAGCCAAGAGGAUGAAUAGGGCAGGGUGGCAACUGUCUGUCACUCACGCCUGCCUGAUUAUAUACAGAUGGUGGCUCGCCGUUGUGUUUGGGUCUAGGGAGAGGUUCUGCGAGGGCAGAAGUAGUCGCUCCGAAACAUAUGCAACAAGGGCUGGUCCCCAGUACAAAGCAGGAUGGAGAUUCUGUAGAGUGUCUAUGAUGGUGGAGUGAGGCCACGCCUCUUCCUGUUGUACAUUUUCUGUUGAGGAUAAAGUGGAUUCGGUUGCAAUGAGAGACUGUCAUGACCGAAUGGCAAGACAGUCUCUGGGAACAGUUUUUAACAAGAUGGUGACCACACAAUGGUAGGAUCUUAAUAUUCACAGCAGUUGGGAUAUGUAUGAGACUGACCUGGAGUACUGAUUAAAAUAUUGACUCAAAGGUCAAAAAGAGGACCAUAUCUCAUUGCAUUUGACCACAAGUAGACAGGCUCAAAACAGGGAUUUUCCGUAACUUCAUUUUUUCAAUGUUCUCUUGAAUUGUACGAAACGGAUGCCAUGCAUCUCUUUGCAUUACUGCAUUAUAGUCAACAUAUUUAUUACAGAUAAGUUAUUUAUUUAUUGUCAUUUCAUAUGAGGUCGUUUUUAUGGACUGUAGAUUUAUAUUUAUUGUCAUGAUCACAUAUCCCGGGGGGUUUGUGUUGCUGGAUCCUUAGACUUUGAAUUGUGUUUGAUUUAAUGGGGGUUUUGAAACAUCAAAAAGAUCAGAACAAGUGGGCAAGGAACUCAACAUGCAGUAUGUCUCAUUUCACGCAAAGGAAGGAAAUAGUCUUGUGGCUGAAAACCUAACAAGGUUACAAGCUUAGUUUCGUUUUUUCAUUGUUGUUUCAGUAUUUCAGAGCAAUUACAGUCAAUAUUACUAUUGAAAUGGUUUCCUUUAUUUUUGUACAACAAUGACAUUAUUCUGCGUAGGAAUAAAGUAUUUCUAGAUAUA